AUGAUGCCGAAUGGUACUCUACCCAUGGGUCGCUGGCUGCUGAUUGUGUUUGUGGCCGCCUGUUGGCAUCAUCCAUGGGUUGCAUCGUAUAAUGUGGCGGAACACCGACUGGACUACAUUAAAUUGGGUGAAGGUCGUGAAUUCAACUAUCACUACAACGAUGGCGCAUCGUCCGGAUAUGACAAGCGCAAAUUUAACAAAUAUCUGCAGGGUAGUUCCAAGCCGCCAUACACGGUGAAAAAUUUCCCUUCGCCCGUCGAGCAGAUUGCCACCAAUGAAUUCCAAACGCAACCACAGCGGACGUACGUGAAGCAAGAAAGCCUUCUUCCAGUUUACGAAUCGCACGAAAAAAGCGUUCGUUACGUACCUGUGGAUUUUUCCCCUCUAAAGCCAACCUAUUCGUUGACUCAGCCAACGGGCUCAGCAUCGUACGGGGGCAAUUUCGCCGAACGAGUUAUCCAGAUGAUUCAUUUGCGCCAUCCGCCAAGGGCAAACCAGACUACCGUGGGAACAGUAGCCGGCAGUAGCAGCGGUUCCGGAAGUAGCGAGAAUGGCAUCACUAGUACGGUGCACUUCCAAACACCAGCUUUUCAGUACCACCAACAUCCUGGAGGCUAUCAGUAUUUCAACGCACAUCCAGUGCCUUCCGCGUAUGAGCUAGUGCGACCCAUCAGCCAUUUUCCACCGCCCCGACCAUACCUUGCUCCGGCGCUGACCACUACCAAAGCACCGUACUUGGCUCCGUUUUUGCUGAAAACGUCCACUACUACUACGACUACAACGACCACUCCUGCACCGGUGGAGGCACCUACCAGGCGACCGACAGCACGACCACCAUACGUGGCACCAGGGGUCACGCACGGUCGGCCAACAACAUCCCCUCGACCGGUGCCCUCGGGUGGAAGCGGUGGAUCGAAUACGCAGCAACCUUACGAGCCGGAAUUUGACAUAGACAUACGGAUCGAUUUGCGAGACGACUCCGCGUAG
Anopheles nili is the source of this 987-nucleotide messenger RNA. Its product is annotated as mucin-5AC-like. NCBI's taxonomy places the organism in Eukaryota, Metazoa, Arthropoda, Insecta, Diptera, Culicidae. The coding region runs from base 1 to 987 and encodes 328 amino acids. The record is from RefSeq and is a predicted model, not a curated record. The transcript is spliced from 3 exons.